CUACUGCGCAUGCGUUCAAUUUGGAAACCAGGUUUCAAAAGUUAAAACUGGAAAAUUUAGAUGAGAGUUCACAAAGUUCACUGUUUAGAGCAAGGGAAGGAGGUAGUAGGAGUCAUAAAAGAUUUUGGAGAAAGUAUUAGGCUAUAUCAAAUCAGUUUAUUAUCAGCCUGGUUAGUUACAGAAACUUCUAUCUCGAAGUGCAUACUUGUACUACUCGAUUCCACAGUAAGUUGGUGUUUUUUAUGUAAUUGAAUAAUGGGUGGUAUACUAUUCUUUAUACAAGUGUUUUUGAGACUUCUGUUUAUUUUUCCAAGUUCCAGUACCAGUGAAAAUACUGGUUGGCACCAGUUCCAGUGAUAGUGGAAAUAACGUGAUUAAAAAUGUUAAAACUCGGAAUGUAGGAUAUCCGUCGAUACUAACAGAUUUCAUCUUGGCAAACAAAUUGGAAGAGGGUAGAAAAAACUGUACUGUUGAAGGCAUGAAAGGAACAGUAAAAAGCUAUUCAGGUUUUUUCAGAGUUCGGACUGCCUUGGAUUCAUGUAUGUUUUUCUGGUAUUUUCCUGCUGAAGAAAAGCCUGUGAAUGCUCCAGUAGUUUUGUGGCUUCAAGGUGGACCAGGUGCGUCUUCGUUGGUGGGAGUAUUUCAGGAGAUUGGACCGUUUAUGGCAAAAAAUAAGGGAUUGAAAUUGCGCAAAUACUAUUGGUCCAGGUCUGUUCAUCUUCUAUUCUUGGAUAACCCAGUGGGAGCCGGCUUCAGCUUCACAAAUGGAGAGGAAGGCUAUGUGAGGAACAAUACCGACAUGGCCGUAGAUGCUCACAGCGCGCUUCUCCAAUUCUUCACUCUAUUUCCCGACUUGAAGGCCAAUGAUUUCUUCAUAAGUGGCGAAUCUUACGCGGGUAAGUUUGUACCAUCUCUUGCCAUGAAAAUCGACAAGUCACAAGUCACAGCAGCCUUAAAAAUAAAUCUGAAAGGUAUAAUUAUUGGUAACGGAUUUUGUGAUCCUGAGAACAUGAUGGGCUACAGCGAUUAUUUGUAUCAGGUUGGUCUUCUUGACAAACAGGGCAAAAACGUAUUCAGUGUUCGAGAAUAUGAAAUUACUAAUCUAAUAAAAACAGAAAUUACCUUGCAGCCUACCAAAAAUUCAACACACUUUUGAAUGGAGGUGGCUUGGGUAAAACAUUGUUCACCAAUUUAACCAAUUCUGAAAAUUAUUUUGACUGCAGGAAACUCACGAUUGAUAAUACAGACAACGAUAAUUUGAUAAAAUAUAUUAACAGUGACAUAGCCAGGCGAUUUAUUCACGUAGGAGAUAAACCGUUUAAUUUGAUCAAUAUCAAAGUGGAAGAGUAUCUUCGAAACGAUUUCAUGCAAUCUGUGAAGCCCCAAAUAGAAUAUUUAAUUCCUAAAUAUAAAGUUCUCAUUUACAAUGGUCAGUUUGAUAUAAUAGUGGCUUAUCCAUUGACAGAAAAUUUUGUUGAAAACUUGGUGUGGAGUGGAGCCGCUCAGUUUAGGUCAGCUGUGAAGAGACCAUUGAAAUUUGGUGAUGAGAUUGCAGGAUAUUAUAAAAAUGUGAACAAUUAUUUAUACCAAGUGAUGAUAAGAAAUGCUGGAAAUAUGGUGCCUUUAGAUCAACCUCUUUAUGCAUUCAAUCUGAUCACACGAUUUGUGUUUGGCAAACCAAUAUCUGAUUGAAAAUUAAUGGAGAUCAAUACUACCUACACUUGAUAAAAAAAUACAUUAUUUUUUCACUUCAUAAAAAUGUAUCGGCCAAAGUUAUAAAUCAUAAUAUGAAAAUGUUCAUUCAGUUUUAUUAUAAUGCAUAAAAGUAUAAAUUAGAAUACAUUAUUAUGAUUAUAAUAAUAUAAGACCAAGAAAUAUCUUAUUUAAAUAAGAUUAUUUAAAUAAAAGUACUCUUUAAUUCCCUGUUACAAACACAUCUAUCAAAUUUAACCGUUACUAAAUAAGAUGUCAUCCAACCAGAGAAAUUACGCAAGAACCUUUGAUCUAAUUUGACAAUAGAAUGAAGUCAAAUUCAUGGUUAAUUACGGUUAAAAUCAGAUAAUACAGUGGAAGAUGUUAAUUACUAUUUUUUUGAAUGCCAAAUGAGGCUCUGUUCAUAUUAUUGUUAUGUGAUGUAAUACUACCUAUUCCAAAUGUUUCUAAAAAAUAUAAACUGCUAGAUGAAAAAUCUAUAAAAUUUACUUGGGUCUUAAUUUAAAUUUUUCAUAGUCUUAUUUUCUAAAUGUAGAAACAUUGGCGAUCAGGUAGUAGGCUUUUCUUAUCUCGGGUAGUAUUUUGCGAAGUUGAUACAAACUCCAAGGCAUUCCAAUAUUCUUGGAUUUUUAAUGAGAUAUGGUGAUCUUUCACAGGAACGUGAAACUGAAAAGCAUAAAGCAUUAUUUUAGAAUUAAGAUUUUUAAUAUAUUUUCACUAUAUAUGGUAUGUGGUUGAUGUACUAUAAGUUAGGUUGAUAUGGGAUGUGAUUUAAAAUACGAGUAUUUUGCCAUACAUAUUACCAGCUAUUAGAACAAACAUUAUGUCAUUUUAAAUUGGUUAUAUUAGUAUAAUUAACGAUGAAUUAAUUAUUCAACUCGUAUUUGUAUGAUCUAAUACAGUUAUCUAAUAUUGUUAUUUGCGUUACGUUACGGUAUGACAAAGUAUAUAUAGCCCUACUUAAUUACUUUUUAAUACAUUUAAAUAUCUAUUAUAAAUAUAUAUUUACUAAUAUUAACAUAUUAUACAAUAAUUUGCAGUUAGUGUGAUUAUUUAGGUGCACAUACUCAAUAGUAAAAACAUGGUUUACAGGGAAAUUUAACACAGUCAUCUAACCGAAUUUCAAACAAUGCAAAAAUUAGAAUUACAUCAUAAAUUGUACAAUAUUAAUGUCAGCUUGUAAAGACAAAAUCCAGAUUACAUUUUUCCCAAUAGCUGUAUAGAAAUCUUGCUCCAGAAAUAUUAUUCUUUGACGAUAUUUUUUGAAUUUGAAUUUAUUGUAAAGUUAGCUGUGUAGAGUGCUACGAUUAUAUAAAGAGAUAAUUUUAGUAGAUUUUGAAUUGAAAGUGGAUAUAACAUAUUAUACAGAAAUAUCAUAACUCAGUGUUAUAAAUAUAAUUUCAAAUUAAAUUCUGUAAUAAUUAUUAAAAAAUACAAAAGUAUUCAGGUGAUGACAGGAUAGAGAAUAUAACGUUCCUUCUCAAAACUAUUUCGCAAUUUCCUUUGUAAUUUCUCUCAUAAUUCAUUUUGUAUUAUAAAAAAAAAUAGUUAUUUUAUUAUAUUUAUUUUAAUUAUAAUAAUUAUACAUAAUUAUAAAUAAUUCAUUUUGUAUUAUAAAAAAAUAAUUUAUUUUAUAGUAAAUAAAGUUAAUUACAAUUAAACAAAAUACUGUUGUUAUUUUUUGUUAAUUCAAAUUUAAACUGAGCUGAAUAAUAAUUCAGCUCAAGGAUCAUAAAACUGAAUUUUCUGAUACCAGAGUACCUCCAUUUUCACUUAGGUAUUGAUAAUGUAGACCA
Nilaparvata lugens (brown planthopper) is the source of this 3509-nucleotide messenger RNA. Its product is annotated as venom serine carboxypeptidase-like. The record is from RefSeq and is a predicted model, not a curated record. NCBI's taxonomy places the organism in Eukaryota, Metazoa, Arthropoda, Insecta, Hemiptera, Delphacidae. The transcript has a single exon. Bases 479 to 1156 code for a protein of 225 amino acids. Gene Ontology annotation, biological process: proteolysis. Gene Ontology annotation, molecular function: serine-type carboxypeptidase activity.